UCACAUACGCAUAGACAAGAGUGCAAGCCUUUCACCAUGGCGUGCAGAAACACACUGUCCUCCGUUGCCUUCCUCGGGGUUUUGCUGCUCUCAUGCAGUUACAUGAGCAGCGCAGCACGUCACCUGGAGGAAGCCAUGCCCAAGGAGAAGGAGGAGCACCCACCACAUCCCAUUGCGCCGGAGCUGCCAAAGCCCGAACUCCCACCACACCCUGUUGUACCCGAGCUGCCAAAGCCUGAACUUCCUCACCCUGUCGUCCCAAAGGAGCCCGAAGUGCCGCACCACGCAGUACCGGAGAUGCCAAAGGAGCCUGAAGUGCCGCACCCUUCUGUGCCGGAGCUACCGAAGCCCGAGUUGCCGCCACACCCUGCAAUGCCCGAGCUGCCGAAACCUGAGCUACCUCAUCCAGUUGUCCCUGUGGUGCCAAAGGAGCACGAAGUCCCACACCCUGUCGUACCAGAGGCACCAAAGGAGCACGAAGUGCCCCAUCCUGCUGUGCCUGAGCUGCCAAAGCCGGAAAUUCCACAUCCUACCGUGCCAGAGGUGCACCCUGCUGUGUCAAAGAUGCCGGAAUUUCCGCACCCCACCAUGCCGGAGUUUCCAAAGCAUGAACUGCCACCAUUCCCAAAAUCCGAGCUGCCCCCGAAGCCUGAGUUCCACUUUCCAGAGCCAGAGGCCAAGCCAUGAUCGGACUACCUACAUCAUCAGCGAGUUAUCUAUGUUUUAUGCGUAUACGAGAUGCAUGUGUCAUGUGUGUGAUUGUUAUGUAAAAGUGUGUAUUGUACAUGUCGUUAUCCUGCGCUCGAGCUCGUGAGACGAGCUGGCUCUCUCAUGCAUUAGCAAGGAGCUAGCGCUAUGUAUUGUGUUGGAGCGGUGUCGCAUGUUACAGCUGCUCGAUCUGUUCUUUAUAUAUAUAUGUAUAUAUGUGAUACACGAUGCAUAUGCAUUGUAUAUACAUGAGUGUGUACUGUAAAUGUUUUAUUUUGGAGUUUUAUACUUGACAUUAUGUUUGGA
Lolium rigidum is the source of this 1014-nucleotide messenger RNA. RefSeq names its product protein PELPK1-like. The coding region runs from base 37 to 687 and encodes 216 amino acids. NCBI's taxonomy places the organism in Eukaryota, Viridiplantae, Streptophyta, Magnoliopsida, Poales, Poaceae. The record is from RefSeq and is a predicted model, not a curated record. The transcript has a single exon.